AUGUCCGCAGCCAGCAACCCGAGACGGAAGAAGCGGCGGCGGAAGCGGUUCAUGGAACCGGCAACCUCCGCUCCAAAACGUCGUCACCGCAUCGGCCGCGCGACCGAUAAUAAGCUUUAUACAAACGCAGUAGACGCCAGUUUCGAUCGGAGUACUCGUCGAACUUACUCGAAUUCAAUGCUCGUGAAAUUUUAUCUGAAGGGAAAUUUGCAGAGUGAAAGUGAGGUCGCGACGCUUUCUAUCCGCCAGUCGGCGAGCGGCGGCGCGCCUUGCGAAAGCCGAUACCGAGUUGCCCGUUGCUCAGGGCUGCUGAUAUACCGGAGCUUUUUACAUGAGAGAAUUAACGAGGGUAAAUGCUACGAAGACACAGUUGGACACUUCUACUCGCUGAGAAAUCUGACAUCCUAUUCCACGGCUAAUAUGCUGUUGCCACCCAAAAAU
Iphiclides podalirius (scarce swallowtail) is the source of this 441-nucleotide messenger RNA. The record is from the annotation of a GenBank genome assembly. NCBI's taxonomy places the organism in Eukaryota, Metazoa, Arthropoda, Insecta, Lepidoptera, Papilionidae.